This is a messenger RNA of Bursaphelenchus okinawaensis, 1517 nucleotides long. Lineage: Eukaryota; Metazoa; Nematoda; Chromadorea; Rhabditida; Aphelenchoididae. The record is from the annotation of a GenBank genome assembly.
AUGUUGAACAAGGAAGACACGAUACUCGUAACGGGCGCUUCUGGCUACGUCGCCCUGCAUUGUGUGCAACAACUACUGCAAGCCGGCUACAAGGUCAGGGGUACAGUAAGGUCGCUUAAGAACGAACAGAAAGUAGCACCAAUACAAAAACUAAACAGAUCGGAGGAACUGCUAGAGUUAGUCGAAGCCGACUUAAUGAACGAACAAGACUGGCCUGGGUAAGCUAAAUUAGUCAAAGAAAAACACUUUCUUAUGUUUAAAAAAUUAAUUUCCGCUUGCUAAUGCUUCGAAAACACAACAAAUCUGUUUCAGAGUAAUCCUAGGCUGUAGCCACAUCUUACACGUAGCUAGUCCAUGGCCAAUCGUAGCAGAUGAAUCAACGAUAAAAACUGCCGUAACUGGUACUCUCAACGUACUCAAAGCAGCCGCCAGUGAUAAGAAUAUUAAGAAAGUCGUAUUGACAAGUAGCUGUGCCGCCGUUAAUGGUAAGUAUAGAUUAUUGUAACCAAACCUUCUAUGCUCAAAAAUAACAAGCAAUAUGUUGUGUAAUUGUUUUUUUACCACUCCUUCAAUUUUUACGUAAAAAAACAAAAAACGACCUAUUUAAAAACGUAACCAAGUUUAACCGUAAACUUGAAGUGUACUUAUAAACAUUAUUGUAGAUGGUCACAAGAACGACGAACGAGUUUUCGAUGAAACUUGUUGGACUGACAUUACCUCCAAGAAAGUCGACAAUUACGCCAAGUCAAAGACGAUCGCCGAGCGCAAAGCGUGGGGAUUCUUCGAGAGUCUUGACCCGUCCAGCCGCUUCGAACUGACCGUCUUGAACCCGACCUUCAUCACCGGACCGGUUUUGUCGUCGGUAGAGCACGGCAGCGCCACUAUUCUAGCCCGCAUGAUGGACUUCCGCACGUUUCUGGCGGCACCACGGGCUUGUCUUGGUGUAGUCGAUGUGCGAGAUGUAGCUCGCGCUCACAUUCUAGCGCUGAAAGAACCAAAGACGAACGGUCGGAGGAUCCUGGUCACUCACACUCGUCCAACGUGGUUCUUCGAAAUGAGGAACUGGUUGAUGGAAGAGUUCAAAGACCAAGGAUACGUCUUUUCUCCUCUCACCGUUCCUAAUUGGAUCGUUCGAGCUUAUGCCAAGACUAAGUUAGACAAGCAAAGCACGGCCAUCGUUCAUCGACUCGGUCCGGAACUCCACUUCAGCAAUGACAAGGUAAUCUUUGACAAAACACAAAAUAAAACCUUAAAUAAACAAGCCUGUAAAACAAAAAAAAAACAAAACGCAACAAAAACUGACCCUUUAUAUUUAUCUUCUUCAGUCGGUGAAACUUCUGAACAUGACCUACAUCGAUCCCAAGAAGUCGGUUAUCGACAUGAUGGUCUCGAUGAUUGAUAAGAAGAUGGUCAGAAGCACUCCAUUCAAGAAAGCAGUCCCACAGAGAUCUCACAAACUCCAAGAUUCCAAAUAUGUCGCAGCCAACAUCAACUCCACUGUCCAAAAUGUGCAAUAA